AUGGCUUUGAAAAAUCAGGCCGCCUCAAUUACCCUUUUCUUAUCACUCAAUCUCCUAUUCUUUGCUCUUGUAACUGGAACAGAUAAUUGUGGCACUUGUGGAAAUGGUGGUGGUGGGGGAGGACAAGGGAAGUGUCCAAUUGAUGCUUUGAAACUUGGGGUAUGUGCUAAUGUACUUAAUUUGGUGAAUGUAGUAGUCGGGUCUCCACCAACUUUGCCAUGCUGCAGUUUGAUACAGGGACUGGUGGACCUAGAGGCCGCGGUUUGCUUGUGCACAGCCAUAAGAGCAAAUGUGUUGGGAAUAAAUUUGAAUAUACCACUCUCUCUAAGCCUCGUACUCAACAACUGUGGAAGGAAUCCUCCUACUGGCUUCACUUGUUGA
Molecule: messenger RNA, 381 nt
Organism: Solanum stenotomum
Lineage: Eukaryota; Viridiplantae; Streptophyta; Magnoliopsida; Solanales; Solanaceae
Product: 14 kDa proline-rich protein DC2.15-like
Exons: 1
Coding region: 1-381 (126 amino acids)
Source: RefSeq, a predicted model, not a curated record